Messenger RNA from Closterium sp. NIES-65, 1572 nucleotides. Lineage: Eukaryota; Viridiplantae; Streptophyta; Zygnematophyceae; Desmidiales; Closteriaceae. The record is from the annotation of a GenBank genome assembly.
AUGCUUCGCUCUUCACCUCUCCCGUUCCCAUGCUUCACUCUUCACCUCUCCCGCACCCAUUCCUCCACAGAGCAACGCCGCAGUGUUGGACAAACACCGGGGCAAACGGGGAUCGUGGUGAAGCCCCGGGCUCCUCACCACUUCCCUCCUCUUACUACCCUCCUAUACUCGUCCUUCUCUUUCCACGCAACUUCGCAGUUGUUGGACGAGGCAACGGGGAUCGUGGUGAAGCGCCGGGCGGAUCGGCACUUUGAGGAGGAGGGGCCAAUCCUGUGCCGCCACCUGGACGGCCUCAAGAUCCCUGGAUUCCCGGACUACCAAGUCAGCAUCAAAUAUGCCACAGAGCACAGGUGCGGCGUGGUGGUUCGGGGCCCGGGUCUGUCUGACAGGAUCGGUGGCACCGACCCUCUGAAGGACGGGCGGGCGCUAGGUGUCGCGACGCCAUUGGACGACAGCCCGGAGGCAGACCUGACGGCUCGUGUGGUGAACGCUCUGAGCGAUGCGAUUCGGGCAGAAUUGAAAAAUCAUCCAAUCAACGCGCAGCGGGCAGCGCAGGGAAAGAAUGUGGCAAACGUGGUUCUUCUGAGAGGCUGCGGGAUCCGAAUUGAGGUGCCGUCAUUUAAGGAGAGGCACGGUAUGCGAGCCUGCAUGGUGGCCCCAACCAAGAUCAUCGCAGGCCUGGGACUCAGCCUCGGAAUUGACAUCCUGCACGUACCUGCAGCCACGGGCGACUACCGAACCUGCCUCGCCUCCAAAGCUGAGGCCGUAGCUGCCGCCCUGUCCACCUUACCUCCCCAUCCUGCUCCAGCCAAGCCCGAACCAACUGACCGAACCGACCAGAACGGUCAGAUCAAUCCGAUUGCUCCGAUCGGUCGAUCUGCACCGUUGAUUUCGGUUCCUGGGGAAGAUGAUCCGAGGGAAGGAUGCCCUGAGGGGUACGAGUUUGCUUUUCUGCACAUCAAGGCAGUGGACGAUGCCGGGCACGACAAGGCCAUUGAUCUCAAGGUGCGCGCGCUGGAGGCCGUUGAUCGCAUGGUGGGCCAGCUGGCGCACCGCCUGUGGCUGGUGCAGAAAGAGGGGGGGCAGGAAGAAGAGCAGCAGCAGGGGGGUAAUCAGGAGGGUAAUCAGGAGGAACACGAGAAGCAGCAGCAGCGGUGGGAGCAUCGGCCAAGGUUCUGCCUGUGUGUGACAGGCGAUCACUCCACGCCCAUUCUAUACGGCGACCACACAGAGGAGCCAGUUCCUCUAGCCAUCUGUGACCUCUCUGACUUCAUCCACACAGUGCCAGGAGGCGAGGCUGCUGUACUGGGUACAGAUCUGAGCCCCUUCCCCAUCCCCACCGCAGCCACUGUGGCUGCAGAGGGUGUCGCUGGGGCAAUCGGUGGAGUGAGGGAUAGAAAGGGGGAAGGAGGAGUGGAAGGAGUGAAGACGGUGCGAGGGGUGGCUGGUUCUGUGGCCGGGGAUGGUGUGUCCAGGUUCAGUGAAUCUGCGGCGGCCAAGGGGAACCUGGGCCGGUUUCCAGGGAGUGAGAUGAUGCGCAUCAUUAAAUGGUGGUCAGGGCGGGGAUGCUAG